Populus nigra (black poplar) is the source of this 3242-nucleotide messenger RNA. RefSeq lists its product as uncharacterized. The record is from RefSeq and is a predicted model, not a curated record. The transcript is spliced from 5 exons. The coding region runs from base 574 to 2802 and encodes 742 amino acids. NCBI's taxonomy places the organism in Eukaryota, Viridiplantae, Streptophyta, Magnoliopsida, Malpighiales, Salicaceae.
AUAAAAAAAAUAUACACAACACAUACACAGAGAGGGGGAGAGAGAGAGAGAGAGCGAGAGGGAUGGAAUCACAAUCAUCCAACAAAGCAACUAGGCAAGCAAAGAGAGAAAGAGACAGAAAGUUAACCCAGAAAAAGAAAUGAUAGUACAGUAACACAACCCUCACUGUUAGCUACUCCUAUAUUAGUAGCUCAUCUUUAAUCCCACCCUCUCUCCUCUCCCCUCUCUCUCAUUAUAUUCGGUGAGAGAGAAGAAAAAAGAAAAAGGAGAGGAAAAAGAAUUCAUCUUUCUCAUUGGGUUCUCCUUGAUCUGAUUCUCUUUCCUUUUGUCCUGUCUUUCAUGAUGGGUUUUGUAUGAUUUUUACUUUCAUUUUUGCCAUCUGGGUUUGUAAAGAAGAAGUAGAAGAUUACCAUGUUAAUGGGUUCUUUGCUUCGUGGGAUGGCGAAUGGAUGGCAACUUGGUUCUUACUGGCGCUGCCCAUCUCAUAACUAGAAAUCUACUUUUGAAUUUGCUGGAUGGAAUAUAGAUUUUAGAGACAAAUCAUCGCAAAAUGCAGCUUUAUAAGGAUACAACAUGUGGUGUGAUAUGAUGGACUUGUUCGAUCCUGGCAAGAAGAUGUUGAUGCAAGGAGAUUUCGAUCUGAACUCUGUACAGCGACACGCAGAUUCAUUUAAAGGAGUUAUAAAGCAGACAAUUCUCAAGCAGGAGGUUAUAUUUAGGACUCAGGUCCAUGAACUCCAUCAGCUAUAUAGGACGCAAAAAACACUGAUGAAGGAUCUUGGUAGUAAGUGUUGUGGUGGAUACAAUUCAUGGGAUGCAAAUGUACAACCAUCUCUACCACCUUUUCCGAACCCUUCAAGAAUUGAACCAUUGGUGAAAGAAACAGGAAUUUCCUCAAUUUCCAAGGUGGGUUCAGCACCUUUCGCAAGCAAGGAGUUGUUGCAUGGGUGCCAAGAUACAUAUUAUAGACUUAAGCAGAGGCCUCUUGAUCUUCAACUCUCUGCUAACAAACUCAUCAACCAUGUUGAGGAAGAUCGCCCAAACAGAGGACAUGCCUGGAAUCAUCCCUUAAAAGAACCAAUAGACGUUAAACAUCCUCUCUCUGCUAAUUACUCUUCAGGUACAGAGGAGUUGAAGCUUUCCCUGACUACCAGAGAAGACUAUAGAAGAACAGAAGGUACAUUGCGGACUUGGUUUGAUAAGAGAACUCAUCAGUACUGUUCCGUGAUUGAUCUGGAAUCAGAAGAGAGGAUAUCAGAUGAAAGUGCAAAAUGCACACCUUCUGUUGGCUGUGCUACUCCAGAAACUUAUUCCCCAGGGAAGUACAAAAAAGUUUCUGCCUUCUCUAGUUUAAUUUUCUUAACUAGUGCAGAGAAAGAUCCAUCUGUCGAGAUUUCAGAAAGCAGCUAUUUUCAAGAACAUAGUGAAUGCUGCCAAGAGCAGACCUCUUCUAAUGAAGGAAUUAUGGAGUGCCAUGAUGAUAACCUGUGUAAUAAUCUUUCCACCAAAAUGAAACAGUCCUCUUCACAUAAAGGCGCUGAUUUGGACCUCAACAAAGCUCACUUUGAUGACCCGUCAUGUUUCUCAAAUGAUUCUCUAGUGGCCUGUCCUUCACCAGCUAGAUCAGCUGGUGACUCUGCGGUAGUUAUUAGGAGCAUGCAGGAAGAAACCUGUCCAACCACAUUUUGGGAGAAACAGGUCAAUAGCUGCUCAAAUGAAAUUUCUGACAUGCUUGCAGAAAAUAAUUUCAUAAAUGCUACUGAAGUAGAUUUAAACAGCACAACUAGGAGUACAGAUGUUUGGACCGGAAAUUCUGAGCAGGAUGGAAUAAGUGGUACUUUACCAAAACUUACAGGCCCAGAGCCCAUACCCAGCCCCCCCUUAGACAUUUCUGAAGACAUCGACAGGUACACUGGCGACCACAAGAAUGAUAAUGUUGUGAUGAAGGCGAAACUCGCGAAUUGUCUUCUACAUGAUUUAAAUCAAAUGCCUUCAGAUACUAGAGAACUGAGCUCUGAGAAGAGCCAAGUGGAAGAUGCUGUCUUUUCAUGUAUUGAUCAGUAUCAGAAUGAUGGACAUGGCAAUCAAUCUCCUGUUUCAUGCAAGUCUGGUAUUUAUGAUAAUGAUUCAAACAGUGGAAAGACAGUGCACCUUGGCAGUAUGUCUGGUGAUGUGAACACUGAUUUGAAAACCCUCUCAGGGUCACAAGUUGCCGGUGUCUCAUCAGAUGAGCAUGACCUAAGAACUUCUGACAGUGGUGAUUUGAAAAAUGAAUGCUACGACAAGAAAGAAGAAUCAGCUGAAGUUGAUGUUUUGAUGAAAAGAGCAGCUGAAUCACUUGUAGAUAUGUCUUUGAAGAAUUUAAUUUGCUAUCAAGAUUCUUUUGCCAAAGAAGGGUCCAAGGAGAUGAGAAAAGAGACGAGGGAGCAGCCACAGUAUACUUGCGAUUCUUUUGAAUUAAUGGUUAUGGAACUAACGGAAAGCAAUGUGGAUGAAAAUUCAGUGACUUCAAAGCCAUAUGAAGUAAAUGAUAUGGAAACAAAAGAUUUUGGUUCUAAACUGAGACGAGGAAGGAGAAUGAAAGAUUUCCAGAAGGAGAUACUGCCUGCUCUGGCAUCUCUUUCUAGACAUGAAAUUCAUGAGGAUAUAAACAUUAUAGAGGGAGUUUUAAGAUCAAGAGAAUACCGCAAAAUCAGAGGCAAGAUGGCAACAAAUGGAGAGAACUGGUCUCCACUGGUGAGAAGUAGACGGUCAAGACUCAAUAAUGUUGGGAGGAGAAGAAGUUCAACGAAGUUCAACUAGAAGUCAUUAACAGCUUGAUAACUGAUCAUAUCCAUUCUAGGUCUAUAGAACAUCUUUGCAUAUAUAGCAGCACACAUAGUUCGAUCUCAUUUCCUAGCUUUAGAAACAGAACCCAGUGCUUCAAAUAGAUGGUUGGUCAUCACAUUUUAUUCCAAGUCUUACUAGAGCAAUAUUUUUCUUCACGCACACCUAUCUUCAGCACCUUCAAUGCUUCAUUUUUUCUUUUUUUCCCUCUUAUCAGAGCAACAUUUACAUGUUUGUUUUCCCUCGGUGCGGUAUUAAGCGAGAAAGUUGAAAUUUGCUGAUGGCAAAGAAAGUUAUCGAGAGAAAGUUGAUAUUUAUUAUUUAUGUGCUAUACUAUUCGAUGGAUAGAAGCGGAUACUAGAAGUCUCAUUUUGUGCAUUGCGAUUAUUGCCAUAUAUAUAAUGAUAGCUUCUGUA